This is a messenger RNA of Prosopis cineraria, 960 nucleotides long. RefSeq lists its product as uncharacterized. The coding region runs from base 1 to 960 and encodes 319 amino acids. The transcript is spliced from 4 exons. The record is from RefSeq and is a predicted model, not a curated record. Lineage: Eukaryota; Viridiplantae; Streptophyta; Magnoliopsida; Fabales; Fabaceae.
AUGGCAACUGAUCCCAUGCCGGUGCUAUUCUUCUUGCUUCUGAUCCAUUUCCAAUUCUAUCACUCCUCACAUUUAGCAUCUACUUUUCCUCUUCCUGCAAUCGCCUCUUCGUCUCAGACCAAUCUUGCCCACAUUGCAGCAAGUGAGAACUGGAAUUUGAAGGAUGUAAGAAUUUCCGAGUUGGGCGUUGGGGAGGCGAGGUUUGACACCUCCCAGAUCUACGAAAUCUCUAUUAAGUUGGGCAAGAGCCAGUUUGCCACUAUCAAAUUCUCGGACACAUUUGUGUCUUGGAGCAAAUUUAGAAAGCCAAAAUCCGAUUUAUACUCUGAUUCAUGGAGUUACUCCCGGGCUGUACUGGAUACCUUGGAAGUGGAAGGCAUCACAUUACAAGUCAGAAAAGCUCUAGAAGUGUCCUUCCAUUACUCUUCCAAUUAUGAUCUGCCAAUGGAUGGAAGCAUGACGUUGGACGAGUAUGCGAAACGAAACCCUGGUUUACGCAUAACUACUGUUUCUAUAUCACAGGAUGCCAUUCCGCUGCUUCCAGAUAAGAGUCUCCGCGGUGCUCGCAAGUACAAUAAGCGAUCGUGCUCUUUUCAUCCUUUGAGUAUGAGAAUGAGUAUUGGUGAAAAAGUUUGGAGGAGCCUCGUGGGGCCUAGGCUGCUUGAAAAUCCCGUGUCUGUUUCCUUGGAUGCAAGCAGAAAGGCAUCAGCUGCUGUCAAACUCCCCAAAGGAUUGGAAAGAGAGGUCAGAAGAAAUUACAGACGUAGAGAGGAAGAGGAGGCAUGGCACAAUCGCGAGAGGCGCAGAGUUGAAUGGGUUCGGUUUGAGAUAGCGGCCAGAGUGGAGGCUGACCAGCUGAAGCCUCUUGCCUUCAAGAAAUCCAGACCCAUUCUCUACUGGGAAGAUAUGAAUUCCAACAAGUCCUCCGGGACUUGGUAUCCUGAUCACGUUCCUUCUUAA